Messenger RNA from Punica granatum (pomegranate), 1304 nucleotides. The record is from RefSeq and is a predicted model, not a curated record. Lineage: Eukaryota; Viridiplantae; Streptophyta; Magnoliopsida; Myrtales; Lythraceae.
GUUUUCAAUAUCCUUCACCUCCGCUCAUUCACCCUCAUUACGAUGAGCGGGUUCAGCCGGUCUGUUCUUUGCUGUUGGAUGAGAGGAUCGGUUCCCAAUGGAUUCUCUCUCGCUCCCGGGAACGCGAUUUUAGGUCGAAGCUGGGUCGAUCAGUUCGAUACUAUAGGGAUCUGAUCUCUAACACGGACACAACCGAAGUGCACCAAUUGCCUCUCUAGAGACCACCAUGCUCAAGGCACCAGAUCACCAAGUUGCGGGCCACCAAGCCCUUGAUGGCCAUCUUGGGCCACUGGUGGAUGAUUCGGGAUGCUUCUAUAAGCCUCUUCAGAAUGAUGAACGUGGAUCAAAGGAAGUGGCGUUUUAUGAGAAGUUUAUCUCCUUGACUGGGAUCCCCAGUCGUAUCCGCAGAUUCUUUCCCAUCUUUCAUGGCACCAAGAAUCUCGAGGCAUCUGACGGCACGGGCAUGCACCCCCACCUCAUCUUGGAAGAUGUUGUUUUCGGGUGCAUGAAACCAUGCAUCACAGACAUCAAAAUUGGAUCAAGAACUUGGUAUCCGGGAGCCUCUGAGGACUACUUUCAAAAGUGUAUUUCAAAAGACGGAAAUUCCACAAGCGUCUCUCUGGGGUUCCGGGUAUCGGGGUUGCAGGUUUAUGGAAGCAAGGAGUCGGACUUCUGGAAACCCAACAAGAAGAUUGUAAAGAGCUUUACCCCGGAGGAUGUUAGGUUGGUUCUGAGGAGAUUUGUCUCUUCUGAUGUGGUACCAGGUAUAGAUAAGGACGUCACUCCAGACUGUUCUCUGGCAUCGAGAGUUUAUGGGGGCUCUUCCGGAGUUUUGGCGCAACUGUCGGAGCUGAAGGAAUGGUUCGAGGAUCAGACCAUGUUUCACUUCAACUCUUGCUCGGUUCUCAUCCUCUAUGAAAAGGAUUUGGCAUUGAGAGGGAAAUCUGGUGGGGCUGAAGUUAAGCUCGUUGACUUUGCUCACGUGGUGGAUGGAAACGGUGUCAUUGAUCACAACUUCUUGGGUGGCCUCUGUUCCUUAAAAAAGUUCAUUUCUGACAUUCUCACUGAUACCAACAAGCCCUUGUCGGAAGCUUGCUUGCCUGAGAUGGACACCUCCGCAGAUGGCCUUUAAGACUGCAACUUAUGACCGAGAUUAAUGUUCAAUAAUCUAAGUGGCUCUCAAUGCCCAUUAAUGUAAUCGCCCUGGAGUUUUUCUGAUAGAAAACAGUCCCAGCCUGAUCAGUGCUGCAUAUCUGACUUCCAAACUAGCAAUAUGAGUUCCAAAUUUCCUUUUCUUUGCCUUG